Molecule: messenger RNA, 4553 nt
Organism: Rhincodon typus (whale shark)
Lineage: Eukaryota; Metazoa; Chordata; Chondrichthyes; Orectolobiformes; Rhincodontidae
Gene: srrm4
Product: serine/arginine repetitive matrix 4
Exons: 14
Coding region: 1-1905 (634 amino acids)
Biological process (GO): regulation of RNA splicing; mRNA processing; neuron maturation
Cellular component (GO): nucleus
Molecular function (GO): mRNA binding
Source: RefSeq, a predicted model, not a curated record
AUGUCCAGUGUACAGCAAGGGGAAAAGCAGCUCUUCGAAAAGUUCUGGAAGGGGACCUUCAAGGCGGUAGCCACCCCCCGCCCAGAGAGCGUCAUUGUGGCCAGCAUCACAGCCCGGAAGACUCUGAGCAACGGCACAUCAAACCACCAGGCCUACAGCAGCACUGAGAGGAGAAGUGAGUCAUCGAGUGCAGGUCCAGUUGCGCGGGCCCCACCUACAAAUGGAUGCAGCAAGACCAAGGAAAACAAGCAUCAAAAUCACCACAGACUGCGCAGAAGAUCCUGUGAUUCAGCUCAUUCUCCACCACCUCCAACCAAAAAGAAGAAAAAGAAGAAGAAAUCAGAGCGCAAGCGAAGACGGUCCCCUUCCUAUAGUCCAGCCCCAGCAAGAAAGAAGAAGAAGAAAAGCUCCAAGAAGCACAAAAGAAACAGGUCAGGACCAGCCUCCACAAAGAAACGACGGCACAGUUCAACAAGUCCCAAAAGGAAACGAAAGGACCAGAAAAGACAUCGAAGAAGGUCUCAGGUUGCACCAACUUCGCAUAAAGGCCACAGAUGCAGACGUUCUAGUUCACAGAGUUCAGCCUCCAGGUCUUCCAGCUGCUCCAGCAGAAAUGAAGCCCAUUCAGGAGCAGCGCAAAGCCUGCGAGGCAGAUCGAGAAGCAGCAACCACAGACCUUAUACAAAGGCCAGUACAAAGCAGAGAGUCCGCACCAAAAGCCGCUCCCAGUCAGCCAAAUCACCAUGUAAAAGCCCUCAGAAUAAAAACAGCAAACCAACUGACAAAAUAGGCAAGAUGUGCAAGUCAGGGUCUUCUGGGCAUGCUAUUGUGAAGGAAGAAUGCAACAAGCUUGACAGUGCACCCAGCCAGAACGGAGACUACCAAGAUUAUGACUCGGGCAAUGAUACAGCUUCACCCCCCUCGACUAAAGCCGCCUCUUCAGGAUCACAAAUGGAGGAGGAGAAAGGACAGCCUCUUGAACACAGUGCAGAGUUAGAGCGCCAGACAGUUUCCACGAGCGAGCUGAAGUUAAACGAUGUGGAACCCAGCUCAGAUUCUGGCAAUUCAGUGGCGAGCUGCUCGUCUCCAUGCAAUGCCGUGCCCACGUCCCCAAGUGCAUCACCAGGUGGUAAAGUACCCAAGCAGGACAGGAGGGAAUUACCUUCACCAUGUGACUGGCCACCAGUCGCUGAGAGCAAGAGAAGCCCUUCCCUUUCGCCGACCAGACAAUCGCCUGAAGGACAUCGUUCCAGAAGUGACUCCCGUAGCACUAGAGGACGAGGCAGGAGCUCCCCCAGUUCCAGCUGUUCUUCACGUUCCCAUUCCCCUGAAUACAAAUCAACCACAAAAUACUCAAGAAGCAGAUCACAUUCUUCAGGGAAAAGGUCUUCUUCACGCUCUCUGAGCUAUUCGCCAAAGUCUAGAAGGAGAAGCCCAGGAAGUAGGAGUUCCCGAUCACGACGCAGCCCCAGUUAUUCAAGAUACAGUCCGCAGAGGGACCAUGAGCGAGACCGGGAUCGCAAGAACUACAGUUCUCGAGACAGAGAGUCCAGGCGACGUCGGUCUCGCUCCUACUCGCCAAUGAGAAAACGGAGACGAGAUUCACCAAGUCAUCUGGAACCUCGACGGAUCACCAGUGCUCGCAAACGACCCAUCCCGUACUAUAGGCCUAGCCCCUCCUCUUCCAGCAGCAUCAGCAGCUAUUCCUCCUGGUACAGCAGCAGGAGCAGGAGCCGGAGCCGGAGCAGGAGCUGGAACCGCAGCCAGAGCUAUUCCAGUAGAAGCUGGAGUCGCAGUGCCAGCAGGAGCCGGAGCCGGAGCCGGAGCUCACCAGGACAGAGCAGCAGCCGCAGUAGGAGCAAGAGCUACGAUUCUGCAGGGAGCUACGAGAGCCUGCGACGCUGAACGCUCUCCCUGGCAACACAUUCCCUAUUUUCCCAACGCACCCCCUCCCCCAGAGCACUACAUUCCCCUUGCACCACCAUCCUUCCCUGCUGCCUACUUGCAGAUUGACCUCUCUGUUAUUUUGGUUUCCCACUGCUUAAGUGACGUGUGGAAUCUGGUGCAUGUGAAUGUGUCACAGCACAUGUGAAACAGAAAAACAGAUUCAUAUUUCUCCUUGUCCAUCCCUUACUUUAAAGAUGAAAUGAAAUCAUUGGGUGCUUUCUUUAUUUAAAAAAAAACUUAUGCCAAGUUUGAUCAAAGUAACUUAAAGCAAUUUCUCCAUCAUGUUUUGGUCUGAUUGUUACAAAGGGCUGUGUAGUCCCAACACAGAGUCAGUUCACAGUGCCAAUAGUAGCAAUUAAACAUGAAAGUUGUAGCAUCUCAGCAGGUGCACUGUAGCUAUUUUCAGAGGAAGCUUAGGCCCUGGCACACCGAGAUGAUGAAUAAGGUUAUGUGUGAGAACAGCUGACACAGGUUCCCUCCCACCACCGUUCUCACCAGCACUCGUCAUCGCCCUCACCCUUAGAAAUGCCAAGUACACCCAUUUCUCUUGGAUUCAGAGUGUCUGUUUGAUCGCAAACUCACCAUAGUAGAUCUACUGCAGUGUACAGUGUAUGGAUUGUACACCCUACCAUCUUGCUAGCUGCAUUUAGCAGUAGGAUACUGCUACCAUUCCAUUCCCCAGCAGAAAACAGCACCAGUUGUUAAUUUACAGCUACAGUUUCAAGCCCACUCACAGAAUGUGGCGAGAUUCCAACAGACCGCAACAGACUAUCAGUCUGAUCUGCUUUGCCUGUUUAAAAAUGAGUGUUUACGUGAACUGAUUCUGGUUAACCAGCAAGGCAAUGCGCUGAAAAAAAUUUAAUUGUUAACAAAUCUAAACAUUGAGGCCAUGUGCUGAAUAAUGAAAUAAUGCAAGGGAUGAAGGAAGGCUAGUCUUUUUCUCCAUAUAGUCUUAAAAGUCCUCACAUGAGAACAUGUUUCUUCUGUAAACCUCAACUUUUCCAGCCUUUUCUCUUUAUUAUUGGGGAAGUGACAUCAUUAGACCAAAAGAGUGGCCCGUAGUGCAGCAAGCUGCAUAGAUUUAAGUGAUUUGGAGAAGAGGGGUAAAACAGUAAACAGUAGGUGAUGCCAAGCUGUUUUUUUAAAAGCGGAUUGUCUAUAGGUGAAAGAGAGUGCUGAAGAAAAUAAGGAGUUCUUCACUGUUGGGGAUCUGAGAAAGAGCUGGAGUAGGACAUGAACUUUUAUUUCAGCAAACUAAAAGGAGGAAAAAGUGUGCCUAGGAUGAGAUAGCCACAACUAGAUAAUGUAUUUAUUUUAUAAUACUGAGUUAAUUGGAUUCAGAAUCUCGAGAAAGUAUUUUCAUUUCAUCUUUAACAUGUAUAUAUGUAUUUUAAAAGGAAGAUAACAUAAACUGCACUCCAAAGCAGACUGGGCUUUGUACAAGAGUCACUCAAAGCACAGAGGUUAUGAUACAUCAGGACAAUCUCAAACAAGAUUCUCCUGGUCAAACAAAUGUGCUCUGAAUCAGCUUCUAAUUGGCCCAUGGUUGGCAACCUUCCUCAGAGGUACAGUACAGCUGGCUGCUAGGUAUGGAAAGAACAGAUCGCAUCGAUGUAGUCAUAGAUAUUUUACAAAGAUUCAAUCUCUCACACAUUCCUUUGGCAGAGUGAAGAGGUUUGCACUCCAGCCAUGCUGUACCUGACCUGGACGUCUUUGAUAGUGACUCAGAGUGCCUGCAAUGGUGAAGUGUUUUGCUUACCAGAGUGAACAUCUUUCACCCUGACUGGCACCAAAUUCACAAAAAACAAAGCAACAGUAGCAAUCUGCCAAUGAUUGAAAAUAACCUUAUCCUGCAAGUUAGUACAUAAGGGUACCCCCUAGAUGACCUUUAGUAAAUUAUUGAUAGACUUUUAAUAUUGUUCCUUCUUUUGCACUCCAAUGAUAUUUAUUUCAAUUUGUCAUGUCUAAUUAGCAAAUAUACCAAAAUCUUUUCUGCUAAUUCUCGAUCAAUUGUAUUUUCACUAUGCACUGUAAAUAUAUUAAUAAAGGUCAAUACUGUACCCAUUUAUUUAAUAUUUAUUUGCCCUAUUUAUUUAACUUAUUUAUAUAGAGUAGGUAGCAGAGCCUCUACUUAUGGAACUGCCGUGCGUAGUGUGAACAAUCUCAUUGUUUUACUUUUUAUUUUGUAAGCCAUUCCAUACAAAACUUUGUGAAACUGUGUUUGUGAUUAAGGGCCUGUAAUCAUACCACUUCAAAUGAAAAUCCGAAUUAUAUGAACCUCCCAAUGAUAAAUUAUAGCUGCCAAAAAAUGCAUUGGUUAAUGUUCAGUAUUAUCAAAUGUAGCUAGAAUUACCAGUCACGCAUAACAAUUCUAUAGGUGUGUUUGUAUUUGUCAGAACGCUUUCAACCCAAAUAGUUUUUGAAUGUCUUAGAACAAACAAAAUAACAAGGUUGAACUGACUGCACACUUGUUCGAUAAUGUCAGUUGGUAUCUAAUUCUUCUAUCUCUUUCUGCACAGGAGUCAGAGGUUUCAGUUAAUAUUAUGUACCAGCUCUUUUAAUCUUCCUGUGAAAAUAAGAUAUAUUCUUCAUGACAUUAGUCUUCC